CCACACUACAUGACGUCACGAGAUCAUUCGAAACCAGCCAAUAGGAAGCGAGGUUGGGGCGUCGCCUACCCGACAGUAGAAAAACCGUUACAUAGGGAGGGCAGGCAGAGCCAACGACCACUUGGCGCGAAGCAAGCGAAGAGAGAGCAAGUGUUGUAGAGAAGUUGUACUCGACAGUCAUAAUGAGGGAAAUUGUUCACAUCCAGGCUGGUCAGUGCGGAAACCAAAUUGGAGCUAAGUUUUGGGAAAUCAUCUCAGACGAACAUGGCAUCGACCCAACUGGUGCCUACCACGGAGACUCCGAUCUGCAGCUAGAGCGCAUCAAUGUGUACUACAAUGAGGCGUCUGGCGGGAAGUACGUCCCCAGGGCCAUCUUGGUGGACCUGGAGCCAGGCACAAUGGACUCCGUUCGCUCUGGCCCCUUCGGACAGAUCUUCCGACCAGACAACUUUGUGUUCGGUCAGAGCGGCGCUGGCAACAACUGGGCCAAGGGGCACUACACGGAAGGUGCCGAGCUCGUUGACUCGGUGCUUGACGUGGUGCGCAAGGAAGCGGAGAGCUGCGAUUGUCUCCAAGGGUUCCAGUUGACCCACUCCCUGGGUGGUGGUACCGGCUCAGGCAUGGGCACGCUGCUCAUCUCCAAGAUCCGAGAAGAGUACCCAGACCGCAUAAUGAACACCUACUCAGUCGUCCCCUCGCCCAAAGUAUCAGACACUGUCGUCGAACCGUACAACGCUACACUCUCAGUCCACCAGCUUGUUGAGAACACGGAUGAGACCUACUGCAUAGAUAACGAGGCCCUCUAUGACAUCUGCUUCAGGACUCUGAAGCUGACCACUCCCACCUACGGCGAUUUGAACCAUCUGGUUUCGCUCACCAUGUCCGGUGUGACCACCUGCCUGAGGUUCCCCGGCCAACUGAACGCCGAUCUUCGCAAGCUUGCCGUCAACAUGGUCCCCUUCCCCCGCCUCCACUUCUUCAUGCCCGGCUUCGCCCCGCUGACGUCCCGCGGCAGCCAGCAGUACCGCGCCCUCACCGUCCCCGAGCUCACACAGCAGAUGUUCGACGCCAAGAACAUGAUGGCUGCCUGCGACCCGCGCCACGGCCGCUACCUCACGGUCGCUGCCGUAUUCCGCGGCCGCAUGUCCAUGAAGGAGGUGGACGAGCAGAUGCUCAACAUCCAGAACAAGAACAGCAGCUACUUCGUCGAGUGGAUCCCCAACAACGUGAAGACCGCGGUCUGUGACAUUCCACCCCGCGGCCUGAAGAUGUCUGCCACGUUCAUCGGCAACUCCACGGCCAUCCAGGAGCUGUUCAAGCGCAUUUCCGAACAGUUCACGGCCAUGUUCCGCAGGAAGGCUUUCCUGCAUUGGUACACUGGCGAGGGCAUGGACGAGAUGGAGUUCACGGAGGCAGAGUCCAACAUGAAUGACCUGGUGUCAGAGUACCAGCAGUACCAGGAGGCGACCGCCGACGAGGACGCAGAGUUUGACGAGGAGCAGGAGGCUGAGGUCGACGAGAACUAGGCGAUCGUGUUCUGUAUGAGAGAUUGAUGGCUGAAUAAGAAUUUUUCUUUUUGUAAAGUUUUUUCAGGCGAUGGCAAAAUUUUUCUAUUUUUUGUAUUGAGUUUUUUACUACCUAGAAAGAUGGUACUCAAAUUUUCUUGCUUUUCUAUUGUUUCUUAUGUUGAGAGUUACAUUCCUUUGGAUAAAUAAAAGAUCUGACCAUGUA
This is a messenger RNA of Bacillus rossius redtenbacheri, 1731 nucleotides long. Its product is annotated as tubulin beta-1 chain. Gene Ontology annotation, molecular function: structural constituent of cytoskeleton; GTPase activity; GTP binding. The coding region runs from base 183 to 1526 and encodes 447 amino acids. Gene Ontology annotation, biological process: microtubule cytoskeleton organization; mitotic cell cycle. The record is from RefSeq and is a predicted model, not a curated record. The transcript has 2 exons. Gene Ontology annotation, cellular component: cytoplasm; microtubule. NCBI's taxonomy places the organism in Eukaryota, Metazoa, Arthropoda, Insecta, Phasmatodea, Bacillidae.